GUGGAAUUGGGCUAUUUACUGAAGCUUCUUUCCCUGGUAGGCCAGGGAAAAAUUUACAUUUUGAUUUUCUUUUAAUCAUGGCUUUGGUUCAUAAAUUGCUGAAUGGCACUUACAUUCUCAGAAAAUGCCCGAAGCCAAGUGUUGCCUCUUGUCCAUUUUUGAGUACUCGCUUUGCAGAUUAUUGUUCCAGCAGUCUUGAGAAACCAGUGGCUGCUCCUGGCAAAGCCUCUUCUCAGAGGAAGACUGAAGGGAAUUUGGAAGGACAUCACCAGAGAGAAGUUGAUUUGGAUAUAACUUCUCCUGAGGACAAGCCUGAAGUUAGUUUUGAUAAAGCAAUUAAAGAAGAAAUAAAGGACCAUUUUAGGCGUUUGAAGGAUGAUAUUGUGAAUCAUUGGAUAGGGCCUGAAGGCCGCCCUCUGCAUGAGGUCUUGAUGGAACAAGCCAAGGUUGUCUGGCAGUUCCGCGGCAAAGAAGAUUUGGAUAAGUGGAUAGUGACUUCUGAUAAGACGAUUGGUGGCAGAAGUGAAGUGUUCCUGAAAAUGGGCAGGAGUAACCAAAGUGCACUGCUGUAUGGAACUCUGAGCUCUGAGGCACCCCAGGAUGGGGAGAGUGGCCGAAGUGGAUACUGUGCAAUGAUAUCCAAGAUUCCAACGGGCCCUUUUGAGAGGAAGAGGUUUUAUGAUUGGUCCCAGUUCAACACUCUGUAUCUUCGUGUCCGUGGGGAUGGUCGACCUUGGAUGGUGAAUAUCAGGGAGGACACGGAUAUAAUCCAGAGGAAGGAUCAGAUGUACAGUUACUUCAUGUUCACCCGUGGGGGGCCCUACUGGCAGGAAGUCAAGAUUCCUUUCUCCAAAUUUUUCUUCUCUAAUCGAGGAAGAAUCCGGGAUGCCCAGUACCAGCUUCUGCUUGACAAGAUCUCUUCUAUUGGAUUCACCCUGGCUGAUAAAGUGGAUGGUCCAUUCUUCCUAGAAAUAGAUUUUAUUGGAGUAUUUACUGAUCCAGCCCACACAGAAGAAUUUGCCUAUGAAAAUUCUCCAGAGCUUAAUCCAAGACUUUUUAAAUAGAGAUCAUGUAGUAUUUCUGUGUUACUAAACUAAGGGUAGUAGAAUCCACGAUGACAAAAAUAAAGUACUUCUUUAAUGGCAUCCAAACAAUGGCGGUUCUGGAGGCUGGGAAGUCCAGGAUACCUGGUGUCUGGUGAGUGCUUCUUGGCUUGUAGACAGCUGCCUUCUUACUGUAUCCUCACAUGGAGAGAACAAGUUCUAGUCUCUUUCUCUUCAUAUAAAUAGCACUAACCCCAUCAUGAGGGUGCCACCUGCCUGACCUAAUUACCUCCCAAAGGCCUCCAAGUAUACCUCAAAGUACCAAGUCACAUUUGGAAUUAGGAUUUCAGUAUAUGAAUUGGGCAGGGGGCGGGGGCAGGGAACGGACACAAGCAUGCAGUCCAUAACACCUGCAUAGCUGGUUCUCCAAAGAUGCAUGAUCCUUACCAGUUCUUACUUUAUAGACUAAUGUCCCCAAGGCUUCCCCAGUCGUUUUUAGUAUUAGAGAUUGCAUAUACCAAAAAUAAGACCCUGAUUAACACAGUUUAAACUGAUCAAUUCUUGUCAUCUUAGAGGAAGAAGUAGGAAACUAUAUGAUAUAGCCAGAGUACCCAACGAGAGCCAAGUUUAAAAUAAGAGAAUACACAAAGGCUGAUAGCUUUCCCAUCCAUCUUGGCCUAAAUACCUAUUUUGUAUGUUUUCAUGUAAUUAUCUGUUUUUCAGCUUUAUUGAGGUAUAAUUUACAUAACAUAAAGUUCAUCUGUUUUAAGUAUACAAUUCAAUGAUUUUUUAGUUUAUUUACAGAAUUGUGCAGUCUUUUUUUUUUUUUUGGCCGUGUCGCAUGGCUUGCUGGUUCUUAGUUCCCUGACCGGGGAUUGAACCCAGGACCACGGCAGUGAAAGCGCCAAAUGUUAACCACUGGACUGCCAGGGAAUGCCCAGAAUUCUGCAGUCUGUCUUUACAUGAACUAAUUGUAGGAAAUUUCCGUCAGCCUAGAAAGAAACCUCAGUGCCUCUUUGCAGUUACUCUUCAUUCCCACUCUCAGCCCCACAAUUACGAAUCUACUUUUGCUAUAGGUUUAUCUUCUCUGGAUAUUUCAUAUAAAUAGAAUCAUAUAUGAUCUUUUGUGUCUUGCUUUUCACUUAGCAUAAUGUUUUUGAGGUUCAUCCAUGGUGUAGCGUGUUUAUCAGUAUUUCAUUUUUUUAGUGCAUAUUUUUUAAAUCCAUCCAUUGAUGGGACAGCUGGAUUUUUCUCCACUUUUUGGCUACUGUGAAUAAUACUGCUGUAAAUAUUUGCAGACAAGUUUUGGUGUGGACAUAUGUUUUCAUUUCUUAGGAGAAUUGCUGGGUCAUAUGGUGGAUGUACAUUUAAAUUUUUUAAAGAAACUACCAAACUGUUUUCCAAAGUGGUUAUAUCGUUUCACCUUCCCAGUAGCAGUGUAUUUGACACAGAUUUCCUGAUUGAUCUGAUCUCUGCCUCUUGAUAACAAAAUCUGAGUUUAUUAAGCACCCAGGAGUAUGCCAUGUUCUGUGGGCCCAUAUACGUAUAACAAUAAGUAUAACAGAAUCUGACAGGUGCUGUGAAAAUACAAAAGGACAUAGUCAUUUCUUCUAGGAGUGGGGAGUGGACGGUCAAGAAAGGAUACACAAAGAGUACAAGUCAACUCUUGUUAGUCUUGGCUGGUCAACUAAAUUUUAGAAACCAAUUAUAUUUACAAAGAAUGAAUCUACCCCCCAUGAGAAAAAAUUUUAUUUAUGAAAAUUUUAAGCAGUACAAAACUCGGAAGCUCCAUUCGGGUGCAACAGACAUGAAUAUGAUACUAAGCAACUCUAGUCUUUUCCAUAAAUUGAGUAAGAUGUAUAAGUUUGACAGAGCAUAUAGUAAUCCUUAAAGCAACAAUCCUCAAAUUUCAAUAUGACCCUGUAUAUUUCUAAAUAAGCCAGGCUAGAAUGAGCUAGAGUUUUGUUUUUAAGAAUAUAUUGAGGGAAAAAAAAAAAAGAUAUGUAACUGACAAUUACAUGAAGUGAUCUGAAAGAGGUACAUAGAAGCUUAAAUGAAACAUUUCACAUAGAUAAAAUAUUGACGCCUUAUAAACCCAUAUGGCCCAUAGUUUCGGUAAGACUACUAGGUUCUCUAGAGGAUGAAGAGGUGGCCUUUCACAGCUUACCCUAUUCAUAACUUGUUAUUGUUCAAUUUCUACUAAAGUCUGUAGUAUAAUUAGCUACCAUCAGGUAAGUGCUUUUGCCUAGAAGAGGACUGAAGUUCUGUUAUUAGAGCCAGCAGAGGGAACUUGACCUUAAAAAUCUAGGUCAAGAAUCUACAGGAUGGGUCUUUUUAGAAACCUGAGUUAGUUGUACAGGGGCUUAGGUAAAAACUAUUUCAAAAGAAUUUGAGAGCUUUAAAGGUAGUAAUGUCUUUUCAGGGGUAAAACGUGAAGAAGCCACAGACACUACAUAUAUACGAACAAAGUUAAGAGCAGAAAAAGGUCUUUUGGCUAAAGUGAGAGGACAGUACAGAAAUAUUUACAAAAGAGGGUUCAGAGAAAAGGAAUAUUUACGGGAUAUUAAAUUAUGAAUGUUCAGCCAUAAUGAGGCCCCUUCGAACUCCCAGAACCUUUGCUUUCUUCUCCUUUCGUUCUUGCUCAUGUUUCUUCCGUUGCUCCUCCCUAAGGAGGGAUAGGUAUACGUUAGGCUCUAGUGAAGCUCCAAACAGACCACUUCAAAGCACCUAUUGUUAGACUAAUGUCCAAACUUAAAAUGACAUCCAGCACACUUGUGUAAAGCACACUCUUACAGGACAUUGUGCUCUGUCCAGUGGUCUCUGUGAUGGAAGCCACACCUGUAAGUCACUGUUGUGUUAAAAGGCUAGAACUUGGCGGGGGGGGUUGUUGUUUUUAAUGUUAAGGCAGCAUUCUAAAAUCAAGCAUGGAAUUGGAAGCAGAAGACACCUUGGAGAUCGAAUCCAACCCCUGUAGUUUUUUUUAGUUUGUUUUAAAUGAGAAACCUCUACCUGUGGAAGUCAAAGGUCGACCUCAAAAUCACACUGUCUAAUAAAAGUGCUAAAAUUGGAAUCAGGAUCUCUGACUUAAACCACUAUGAUUUUGGGGAGAAGGAAUUAAGAGAAAAAAAAGGCCCAGAAUCAUGAUAAUGAUUUUAAUAGCAAAUAGUAAGGUCUUGGUGGUAGCUGGCAAGUCAAAUGGUAGUUAACCCGGUAUCAGGAGGGUGUCACACAGGGAAUCGGCCAAACCAGGACCAGCUGCAGCCCAGGUCAGACUCUGAUGUUAACUUGGUUUCCACACAGAAAGAAGCCUCUAAGGAUCAUCCUGGGGUUUCCCCCUGUGUAGAGCCCUGAAGCCUAGAAAGCCUGGUUUCCCUGGGAGUGUGAAAUUUAUGUGCAUCCUUAGGUGCCCUGGGCACCUGGAUUGGUAUCUGGAGGGACAUCCAGGUGCAUUGUUUGGGCAGAUAGGUCAUGUAAGAGCAGUGCUGUGAACCAGGUCCUCUUCUGAAUCACCUGCAGAGCUUUGGAAACAAUGCAGAUACAUGGGUCCCAUCUCAAACCUACUGAAUUAGAACCCACUGUGGUAUUGCCUAGGCACAUGUACUUUUAUUAAGUUCUGUAUAUGAUUCCACUUCUACCCUCUUCUUAAACACCACUAUUACUGUGACUCUAUCCCUCAGAGACUCUGCUUUUAUAUACAGUCUUUCAAAAUUAAAAGAGUUAGAACUGGAUAAUUAUGUACUUACCUGGUCUGGCGAUGAGGCUGUUUAUAACUUUUCUUGUGUAAGCUUACUCUGUUGACAUGUUCAUUCAGAGAACUGUUUUCUUUAGAUUGUCCCCAUGGUUUCAGUUUUCCUAGUUUAGGACAGAGACAGAGACAGAUUUAAGAAGAUUCUUGGGACUUCCCUGGUGGCGCAGUGGUUAAGAAUCCGCCUGCCAAUGCAGGGGACAUGGGUCGAGCCCUGGCCUGGGAAGAUCCCACAUGCCGCGGAGCAACUAAGCCUGUGUGCCACAACUACUGAGCCUGCGCUCUAGAGCCCGCGAGCCACAACUACUGAGCCCGUGUUCCACAACUACUGAAGCCUGCGCUCCUAGAGCCCAUUCUCUGCAACAAGAGAAGCCACCGCAACGAGAAGCCAAUGCAUCGCAACAAAGAGUAGCCCCCGCUCACCGCAACUAGAGAAAGCCCGUGCGCAGCAGUGAAGACCCAAUACAGCCAUAAAUAAAUAAAUGAAAAGAUUCCUGUAUUUAUAUUCCUAAUUUUCUCUUCAUCUGUGGCUACCUGCUUGCUGUCAACAUUCAUACUUUGGUUUUUUUGUUGUUUUUCUUUUUGCGGUAUGCGGGCCUCUCACUGUUGUGGCCUCUCCUGUUGCGGAGCACAGGCUCCGGACGCGCAGGCUCAGUGGCUGUGGCUCACGGGCCCAGCCGCUCCGUGGCACGUGGGAUCUUCCCAGACUGGGGCACGAACCCGUGUCCCCUGCAUCGGCAGGCAGACUCUCAACCGCUGCGCCACCAGGGAAGCCCCAUACUUUGUUUUUAAAGAAAUCUGCCAGUAUAAUUCUAUUAAUUUCAAUUUAAUAUUCCACAGAUAGACAUUACAUUUUUUUCCUCUAAAAAUAAGUGUCUUCUACUUUUUAAUCCUUGAAAAGCCAGAAAAAAAUCUUAAAAGAAAAAAAACUUUAAUACUGAAUCCCAUGACACAACACAUUAAAAGAAGCCAUAACAACUAAGUAGUUUAUCCCAACGUUGCAUAGGAAUGUUUAAUAUUAAAGUAGUAUUUCAUCUGUGCAGUUUAUCAUUAUUGUUACCUAUUAAAAUGUAUUUGGAAUGCAACAAGUGGGAAUAUUUUGUUGGCUUUAGAACUGUGACCAAAUUUCCAGAUGUUUAUAUAUCACUUUAUUUGUAUAGUUUGACCUACUUCUGAGUACCAAAGAUUACCAUUUGCAGUGUUUACCAUUUUAUAGAAAGGACUUUCACACCUGCUAUAUCAUUUGAUCCUUUCAGUAACCACUGAAGUAGUACUUAUUUAUUUUCCCUUCCAUAAAGGAAUUAAGUGACUUGUCUAGGAUAUAAAAUAACAA
Molecule: messenger RNA, 6121 nt
Organism: Orcinus orca (killer whale)
Lineage: Eukaryota; Metazoa; Chordata; Mammalia; Artiodactyla; Delphinidae
Gene: NDUFAF1
Product: NADH:ubiquinone oxidoreductase complex assembly factor 1
Exons: 5
Coding region: 78-1064 (328 amino acids)
Biological process (GO): mitochondrial electron transport, NADH to ubiquinone; mitochondrial respiratory chain complex I assembly
Cellular component (GO): mitochondrion
Source: RefSeq, a predicted model, not a curated record